Messenger RNA from Oryzias melastigma (Indian medaka), 2687 nucleotides. Its product is annotated as fibroblast growth factor receptor-like 1. The record is from RefSeq and is a predicted model, not a curated record. Bases 343 to 1824 code for a protein of 493 amino acids. The transcript is spliced from 7 exons. Gene Ontology annotation, cellular component: plasma membrane. NCBI's taxonomy places the organism in Eukaryota, Metazoa, Chordata, Actinopteri, Beloniformes, Adrianichthyidae. Gene Ontology annotation, molecular function: fibroblast growth factor receptor activity; fibroblast growth factor binding.
CCGUCGGGACGGACAAGCCUCCACUGAGCGCGCGCGCGCUCCUCGGGAGUCAGUUGGUGGACGUUUCCACAGACUGGACCGUACCACCGACCCGCCGCACAUAUUUAUAUACAGCUUUUGAGUUCGACCGUGAGCGCACGCCGUGGCUGUGCGUUAGUGGAAGUGUCCGCUCCCUCGGUGUUGUGUGUCAGGGGGGGCUAGUCAUGUGCUGGUGGGUUAGAGCUCAGCGGGAAGUCGGCCGCUGUCACUUUUGAUUCAUGGAGUCAGCCUGGACUUUAGCGAAGCGCGGUUUUUACUGACCUAAACCACACAAAUUUAAAGACUUAUGAGUUUUUGCACAGAAUGGACAUCCUGAAAACGUUGUUAUUCAUCUUUGAGGCUGUUUUCCUGACUGACUGUUUCAGAGGGCCUCCCCGGGUGUCCGGAAAAGUUGCUUACAGGCAAACAGCCCGACUGGGCAGUGCCAUUAAAAUGCCAUGCCCUGUGGAAGGAGACCCCCCACCUCUCAUCAUGUGGACCAAAGACGACCGUAACAUCCACAGUGGCUGGAUUCGUUUCCGCAUCCUCCGCAUGGGCCUGAAGAUCAAAGAGGUGGAGGCAGACGACGCAGGGACCUACAUCUGCAAAGCAACUAAUGGCUUUGGAAGUGUUAACAUCAAUUACACCCUCAUUGUCAUUGAUGAUCCAGGCUCUGAUAAAACUGGAGAACCCGAGGGAGCAAAAUCAGAGCUCAAUAUUGAAAAAUUUGUGCGUCCUCGCUUCUCACAGCCCUCAAAGAUGAGGAAGCGAGUGAUCGCUCGUCCAGUGGGAAGCUCGGUGCGGCUCAAGUGCGCGGCCAGUGGAAAUCCUCGACCAGACAUCGUUUGGCUGAAAGACGACAGACCCCUAACUGACCAAGAGGUGGGCGAGGGCCGUCAGAAGAAGUGGACGCUGAGUCUCAGGAACCUGCUGCCAGAGCACAGUGGCAGAUACACGUGCAGGGUGUCCAAUCAGGCGGGGGAGAUCAACGCCACAUAUAAAGUUGAGGUCAUACAGAGGACAAAUUCCAAGCCUGUUCUGACAGGCACCCAUCCAGUCAACACAACAGUGGACUACGGAGGCACCACAUCCUUCCAGUGCAAAGUGAGGAGUGACGUUAAGCCGGUCAUUCAGUGGCUCAAGCGCGUGGAGUCUCACGAAGAACACCGCUACAACUCCACCAUCGAAGUGGAAGAUCACAGAUUUGCUGUGCUGCCCACCGGUGAGGUGGUGUCCCGGCCUGACGGGUCAUACCUCAAUAAGCUGCUCAUUACCCGCGCCAAAGAGGAGGAUGCUGGCAUGUACAUCUGCUUAGGUGCCAACACGAUGGGCUACAGCUUCCGCAGUGCCUUCCUGACUGUUCUCCCAGAUACAAAACCUCCCAUCACACACGUCUUCCCGGCAGCAUCCACCUCUCUCCCUUGGCCCGUCAUCAUCGGCAUCCCUGCUGGAAUUGUGUUCAUCUUCGGCACUGUGCUGCUGUGGUUCUGCCAGAGCAGAAAACACUGCCCACCUCCGAGCGCACCAGCAGCUCAGGUCCUGCAGAGCUCCCACCGGCCGCCGUACCGGGACCGAGACAGGGCCUGCGUCCCUCCCUCAUCCAGCUCCUCCAGCCCGGACAAAGACUGCAUGACAUCCCUGAACUAUGAGGAGUAUUUGGCCCAGCAGCAGCUGCUCUUAGGGCAGGGAGGACCGACGGUCCCUCCUAAAAUCUACCCCAAAAUCUACACCGACAUUCACACACACACUCACUCUCACGUGGACGGGAAAGUACACCAGCACCAACACAUUCAUUUUCAGUGUUAGCCUCCGUGCCACAUACUCCCCGCAGUGUCUCAGAUGGGCGUUCAGACUUUGAAUCUCACUUUCCUAGAUAUUUGCUGAGAAAGUGUUCUUCAGUGGCCAGUGUGUUAUAAAAAUGAACCUGGUGCUUUUUUUUUUUUUAUUACCUGUUUGAAUCUCACACCACUUGUGCACUUAAAAGGACAUUUCUGAAGAGUGUGAGGUCCAUUGCAGCUAUCCAGGCCCCCUCAUGGGUGAAUUUUCUUCAUUUCAGCUCCAUCAGCUACUGAGGAUGUGCUAAAUGAAAACGGUACUCACGUUUUACAGAAGGGCUGGUUUAAUGCUCCUACUCAGGUUGUCGCUGUUGUUCUUAGACAUUCAUUAUGCUGGGAAUACUGACCACUAUCCUUAACGUUAGCCGUCUUUACCCUUAAGCUCUGUUCCUUCAACGUGAUGGACUGAUAGGUUUCAUGCCAUACUAAUCUUGAAAGGAGCAGAAGUUUUUAUUUCCAGUUUUUCCAUGGGGUCUUCUCUUGGUUUUCAGUCUGUUGGUAGGUAGCAUUACUAGUCAGUAGCAUGUUGACAUAAACCAGCAGUAAAUUAGUCUUUUCAACCCCCACUUUAUCCAAACAGUUUAUGAAGCUGUAAUCAGAAUAUUUAAUUUAUUUUCCUAAAAGAAUUUAAAGGUUUAUUUUUCAGAGUAAGGCAUUUUACUUAUCUAUUGAAUGUUAUUAAAGUAUACUGUUGUACAUUUUGAAAACUUUGUUCACCUGUUUAUUCACAUUUACUUCCUGACAAUACGUAGGUAUUUUUACAACUUGUAUUUGACAAUCUUGUAUAAUGCAUUCUUAAAGGUUUGAUAGUUUAAUUAAAAAAUUGAAAUCAGA